Molecule: messenger RNA, 538 nt
Organism: Antrostomus carolinensis (chuck-will's-widow)
Lineage: Eukaryota; Metazoa; Chordata; Aves; Caprimulgiformes; Caprimulgidae
Product: ankyrin repeat domain-containing protein 13C-A-like
Exons: 4
Biological process (GO): protein retention in ER lumen
Cellular component (GO): cytoplasm
Molecular function (GO): signaling receptor binding
Source: RefSeq, a predicted model, not a curated record
GAGAGAGUAGGAAACUUUCUGGCAGAUUUCUACUUGGUGAAUGGACUUGUGUUAGAAUCAAGGAAAAGAAGAGAACAUCUCAGUGAGGAGGACAUUCUUCGAAAUAAAGCUAUCAUGGAGAGCCUGAGUAAAGGUGGCAACUUAAUGGAACAAAAUUUUGAGCCUGUCAGGCGGCAGUCGCUGACUCCUCCAUCACCCAACACCAUCACGUGGGAAGAGUACAUAUCUGCUGAAAAUGGAAAAGCUCCUCAUCUGGGCAGAGAGCUGGUCUGCAAAGAAAGCAAGAAAACUUUCAAAGCCACAAUAGCUAUGAGCCAGGAAUUUCCCUUAGGAAUUGAAUCAUUGUUGAAUGUUUUAGAAGUAAUUGCACCCUUCAAGCACUUUAACAAACUUAGAGAAUUUGUUCAAAUGAAGCUUCCACCAGGCUUUCCUGUAAAAUUAGGUAAGAUGACUCCCAACAACUCUUGUGGCUUUAUGUUUCCAAAACUUGUGCGCUUAUUCAUGCAGUUUGUUGAGUUUUGGAAAAGAACUCUCUUAG